Molecule: messenger RNA, 3210 nt
Organism: Penicillium bovifimosum
Lineage: Eukaryota; Fungi; Ascomycota; Eurotiomycetes; Eurotiales; Aspergillaceae
Product: putative nonsense-mediated mRNA decay protein (Nmd5)
Exons: 7
Coding region: 1-3210 (1069 amino acids)
Biological process (GO): protein import into nucleus
Cellular component (GO): cytosol; nuclear envelope
Molecular function (GO): small GTPase binding
Source: RefSeq, a predicted model, not a curated record
AUGGAUGUCAUAGCCCUUCGAGACCGCAUUCAGUCUACUCUAGACGCGAAUGCGGAUAUUCGCCGGCAAGCGGAGCUUGAUUUGAAACAUGCCGAGACGCAGCCCGGGUUUAUCAAUGGACUCUUGGAUAUCUUGCAAGGCGAACAGAACAAUGCAGUUCAGCUUUCAGCUGGUGUCUACCUGAAGAACCGCAUUACCCGUGGAUGGGCCCCCGUCGAAGAUAACCCGCAGCGUGCGCCAAUUCCCGAAGCCGAGAAGCCAGCCUUUAGAGAGAGACUCAUUCCUGCCCUGGCCUCGACCCCUCCCAAUGUCCGCAAUCAACUGGUUCCGCUUCUCCAGAAGAUUCUCCACAACGACUUCCCUGAGAAGUGGCCCGGAUUCAUUGACCUUACUCUGCAACUCCUAAACACCAAUGACGCAAGUACAGUCUAUGCGGGUCUGCAGUGUCUUUUGGCUAUUUGCAAAGUGUACAGGUUUAAGGCUAAUGAGAAGAGGGCUGAGUUCGAUAAGAUUGUGGACCAUUCGUUCUCUCAGCUGCUCAGCAUCGGAUCCAAGCUCGUCGAUGAGGAAAGCUUGGAGGCUGCGGAGAUGCUCCGAAUUGUCGUGAAGGCCUACAAGCACGCAAUUUACUUUGAGCUUUCUCCGUGUCUACAGACCCACCAAGCAACCGUGGACUGGUGUACACUAUUCUUGCGCAUCAUCGCGAAAACGCCCCCGGCAAGUGCUAUGGGUGACUCGAAGGAGGAGAGGGAGAUGAACCACUGGUGGAAGUGCAAGAAGUGGGCAUAUGCCAACCUCAACCGCCUCUUCAUCAGAUACGGGAAUCCCACGACGAUCACGAAAUCCUCUACCCCCGACUACACACCGUACGCGAAGACCUUUAUCAGCACAUUCGCUCCCGAGAUUCUCAAGGGAUACCUGACGGAAAUUGACAAGUGGGUGUCCAAGACCCAAUGGCUUAGCAACUCCGCACUUUCCGCUACCUUGGUCUUCAUGGAGGAGUGUGUCAAGCCGAAGGCCAUGUGGGAGCACCUGAAGCCCCACAUGGACAACUUGAUCGCCCACUUCGUGUUCCCCGUCUUGUGCCAGUCCGACGAGGACAUUGAGCUUUUCGAGGAAGACCCAUCCGAGUAUCUGCACCGCAAACUGAACUUCUAUGAGGAAGUAUCGGCACCCGAUGUUGCUGCCACAAACUUCUUGGUUGCCCUCACCAAGAACCGCAAGAAGCAGACAUUCUCCAUCCUCACGUUCGUCAACAGCGUUGUCAGCAAGUACGAGUCGGCACCGGAAGAUCAGAAGCAGCCCAGGGAGAAGGAGGGUGCUUUGCGAAUGAUUGGUUCGCUUGCUUCGGUCAUCCUCGGAAAGAAGAGCCCGAUCGCUGAUCAGGUCGAAUACUUCUUCGUUCGUCACGUCUUCCCCGAAUUCCGCAGCCCUCACGGCUUCCUCCGUGCUCGUGCUUGCGACACCCUGGAGAAGUUUGAGCAGCUCGACUUCAAGGACCCGAACAAUCUCAUGGUUAUCUACCGAAACAUUCUCGAGUCCAUGACCGACUCCGAACUUCCUGUCCGAGUUGAAGCUGCUCUUGCUCUGCAGCCCCUUAUCCGCCACGAUAUCAUCCGUACCUCUAUGCAACAGAACAUCCCCCAGAUCAUGCAGCAGCUUCUGAAGUUGGCUAAUGAGGUUGAUGUGGAUGCUUUGGCCAAUGUCAUGGAAGACUUCGUUGAGGUGUUCUCUGCCGAGCUUACUCCCUUCGCUGUGGCGCUGAGCGAGCAGCUUCGCGAUACUUACAUGCGUAUCGUUGGUGAGCUGCUGGAACGGAACGCCACCAAGGGAGGUGAUGACGAUGGGUACGGCGAUUUCUUGGAUGACAAGAGUAUCACCGCGCUGGGUGUGUUGCAAACCAUCGGCACUCUUAUUCUUACUCUCGAAAGCACUCCUGAUGUGCUUCUGCACCUCGAGACCAUUCUGAUGCCCGUUAUCAGUAUCACCCUAGAGAACAAGCUCUAUGAUUUGUAUAACGAGAUCUUCGAGAUCAUUGACAGCUGCACAUUCGCCUCCAAGACCAUUUCUCCCUCCAUGUGGCAAGCUUUCGAGCUGAUUCACAAGACAUUCAAGGCUGGAGCUGAGCUCUACCUCGAAGACAUGCUUCCCGCUCUUGACAACUAUGUCGCCUACGGUUCUGAGAUGCUAGUCCAGAACCCGGUAUACCUCGAUGCUAUGGUCGGCAUGGUGCAGGACAUCUUCGCCGACGAGAAGGUCGGCGGUGUUGACCGCAUCUGCGGAUGCAAGCUCGCCGAGACCUUGAUGCUCAACCUUCGCGGUCACAUUGACCAGUAUAUCCCCAUGUUCAUUGAGAUGGCUAUGCAGGUCAUCGAUGCCGGCGAGGCACGCACCAAGUCGUACCGUAUCCACCUAAUGGAGAUGGUCAUCAACGCUAUUUACUAUAACCCGACUCUCAGUCUUCAGGUUAUGGAGGCCAAGGGCUGGACCAACAAGUUCUUCAGCACUUGGUUCGCUAACAUCGACAACUUCAGACGUGUGCAUGACAAGAAAUUGUCAAUUGCUGCAAUCAGCUCGCUGCUUACUCUGAAGGCUGCCGACGUUCCGGUCAGCGUCCAGCAGGGAUGGCCGAGGUUGUUGCAGGGUGUGACAAGGUUGUUCCAAACCCUGCCUGCUGCUCUCAAGCUACGUGAGGAGGCUACCAGGGAGUCCGAUUUCACUCUCGAUGAUGAGGAUGAUGAGGAUGACGAGGACAAUGACUGGGACGGAGAGGUCGAGUGGGACGAGAAUGAGGCCGCCGAGGCUGCUCUUGAUGACGACGUCCCUGACGAGAGUGCUGCUUACCUCGACUUCCUCAACCAGGAAGCUCAAAAGUUCGGCUCAUUCGCCGAUGAUGAUGACGAUGACAUGGACGAGGAGAGCCUCCUGGAGACCCCUCUGGACAAGGUGGAGCCAUAUGGCAUGUUCAAGCAUGUCUUGCUAAGUAAGUGGUCUCUGGACUUGGAACCGUGGUGGUAUCAUUCGCUAACCUUCACCACAGGCCUCCAACAAGAACAGCCUCAACUCUACGAGAGCUUGACCAAGGUUCUCGGUCCCGAAGAGCAGCAGGUCAUCCAAGGUGUCUUCCACGAAGCCGACGCCAAAGCUAUGGCUGCCGCUGCCAACGCAGAGGCCGCCGCCGCAGCGGCCAUGCAGGCCAACGGCCACUGA